Molecule: messenger RNA, 2459 nt
Organism: Fimicolochytrium jonesii
Lineage: Eukaryota; Fungi; Chytridiomycota; Chytridiomycetes; Spizellomycetales; Powellomycetaceae
Product: histidine kinase-DNA gyrase B-and HSP90-like ATPase-domain-containing protein
Exons: 8
Coding region: 45-2282 (745 amino acids)
Biological process (GO): phosphorylation; phosphorelay signal transduction system
Molecular function (GO): phosphorelay sensor kinase activity
Source: RefSeq, a predicted model, not a curated record
AUUAGGUUGAGGUCAUAACCUGCAUCAAAGUCGGCAUUUUGUAUAUGUUAGCUCUCUUCACAUUCAUUUGCACCGUCACGGACGCCUUCUGGAAGUUGGGCCAUUCCGGAUUUCUGCUCGGACCACCUUUCGGGUACUUCCUCGGCGAUAGGACGUUUGGAAUUCGCGUUGGCUUCCUUACAGUGCUGAUGUACGGCUGGAGCUUCUACUGGAGUUUGGGACGGCAGCUUCCCCCAUUAGAGUCCCAUCAGGCGUUCUGGCUUAUCGGCGACGUGUACGUGAUAACCGGCGCCGUCUACGUGCUUGGCUGCUUUGAUCAGCUACUAGAGUGUCAGAAGCAGUUGCAAGACGACGUCGAGAUUGAGAGGAAAGGAAAUCAGGCAAAAACUAGGUUCAUCUCUUCGAUCUCCCAUGAGUUGCGCACACCACUGCACGGUAUCCUCGCAAACGUAGAACUGCUUAAUGAUCUGUGCACAACGCAUUCGCAACGCACUCUGCUGGCUACAAUCGAAUGCUCAGGACAGAACCUGCUGGGAAUCAUCAACCAAGUUCUGGUGUACUCGAAAGCAGAAAGUGGGGCGAAACAGUGCCAGAACGUUUUUGAAUUUGACCUUUUCACGCUGCUGGAGGAGGUUAUCACAAGUCUAGCUCCGGUGGGAUUUAAGAAAGGGUUGUCUGUGGGCUAUUUCAUUGACAUAUCGCCGGCGAUGCGACGAGUCAUCACGUCCGAAGGCUGUCUGAGGCAGAUUCUGGUCAACCUCCUAGGAAACAGUAUAAAGUUCACAAAUACGGGCUCUGUCGAACUCCUGGUUACCGACGAGGACGCAGCAACGGAAGAGAACCCGCUGAACGAAACUAAGACCAAGUCGAUGCGAGUAAAGACUUGUUGCGAUCUACCCAACCAGCUGCGGACGCCGAAUGGGAAGGAAUGCUCUUCGUGCGAUAACGUUGAGGAGGCGGCCCAAGAAAGCAGUUCUAGCGCCAGCAGUUGCGAGGCUUGCGCGACAGGCAUGGUGAGGGAGAUGUCAGAAAGCGAGAUCACCCUCGAAAAGGCGGGGGUUUCCGACCUCCAUGCUAGCAGUCGAGGGGAAGAGCCGCAAACUGAUCGACAACACAAACGAAGAGUCACAUUCACGAUUGUUGACACCGGGUGUGGAAUAGCGGAAGAAUUUCUGGAGAAGAUGUUCAGUCCCUUUGAACAAGAGUCAACGAGGAAGAAUCGUCUGAUAAAGGACGUAGAGGGGACCGGACUGGGUUUAUCGAUCGUGAAGACGCUCCUGGACGAGCUCGGCGCAGUUAUCAAGGUGGACAGCACUGUCGGCCAAGGAACGACUUUCAGAAUCACCCUAGAUUUGUUCUAUCCGUCCGAUACAGCCUGGUUAGAUACAGCGGCACAACGGAUCGACGGCGCUUUCUUCGAGGAGCCCCCGGAAAGCCGGGCGGAAUUUGCCGAACGUCUCAACAACAUGAAAGUCGCGUUAUGGUCGACACAUCGUGAUGCGAUCAGUGACGUGCGACUCGAAACGUAUCUGGCUCGCUGGAAGGUGCCAUAUAAGUACGUGGACGACCCCUGGCCAUCACCCGAUAAACUCACACCUGCGGAGAAAACCCGCUGGAACGACUUGUUCAAGUCCUUCGAUAUGGUAGUGGUUGACGAUGUUGUAGAUCAACUUAGAUUUUUGGACGCCGUCAUGGAGUCGAAGGAUAACCCCGUGAUUGUGUACACCACAACACUCGCAAAUUUCAGUGAAGCAUGCGCUGCGGCAGCGCCGUGGGACGGAAAGGUUCGUUUUGCCCUGAAGCCCCUUGGACCCGUCAAGCUCCUUCCGCUAUUUUGGGAAUUCUUGAUGAGCACCGAGGCACACUCGGUUGAUAGCUUCGACGCAAACUUCCGCAAAAUGAUCAAGUCUCGAGGAAAACUCGACGUUGAUCUCGAGAUGGAUCAGAUGCGGGCGAGAUACGAUUUGGUCGGACUCGGUCCAGUAGGCGUCCCGCCCACAGAUCAAGAUCCAACGAAUAAUGACAGUGAGAAGAGCCCGGAGGAGAACGGGUCAAAGACUCAAGACGAUGGUUCUCAACAGUCACCGGCCGUGGAAGAUGACUUCCGUGUGCUGAUUGCCGAGGACAAUCCCAUCAAUCAACAGAUUCUGGCCACCUCACUAUCGAGAAAACGGCUGAAGCAUGACAUAGUGGAAAAUGGACAGCGGGCGGUGGACGCAUGGACGGAGAAGCGAUAUCAAGUGGUAAGCACACUUGCUCCCUCUCGCACUCGCAAAGCUUAACGCUUCUUCUACGUCCUUUCGAAUCGGUCCUUUUAUCAUUAGAUAUUAAUGGAUGUCCAGAUGCCAGUAAUGAAUGGCAUUGAUGCCGUUGCUAUCAUCCGCCGCCGAGAGAGAGAGUUCGCAGCCGAAGCCGAACGUACCAAUGUGAAGAACUCUGCCAAUACUACGGAAGCCGCA